Messenger RNA from Triticum dicoccoides, 1966 nucleotides. Its product is annotated as protein tesmin/TSO1-like CXC 2. NCBI's taxonomy places the organism in Eukaryota, Viridiplantae, Streptophyta, Magnoliopsida, Poales, Poaceae. Gene Ontology annotation, cellular component: nucleus. Gene Ontology annotation, biological process: regulation of DNA-templated transcription. Bases 852 to 1577 code for a protein of 241 amino acids. The record is from RefSeq and is a predicted model, not a curated record. The transcript has 8 exons.
CCUUCUGAUUUUGUUAGUUUCUGAGCAAAAUUGGUUGCUGAACCCAUUAUAUAUCUAUCAACCUUGGCUGAGUGUUAAGUACUGGGUGUUUUCUAGGAUACAGAUGCUUUCACAAAGUUAAUAGCUCUGAUUCUCCAGGCAAGCAUUCAUCUUCUUUUGAUUGACAUUCGUCUUGCAUUGCGUCGAAUGCAGAAUACAACCUAUGGUGUAAAAUGCUGGCCUAUUUCAUGCGCCAACCGUGUAGGUGGAUGCAUGUAUUUGCUGCCUAGACAAGAUUGCGCGCGCUGUGUUCUCCCAGAUUAGUUCUAGUUCAUUGUUGAGUAUAGUCUUUAAAUUCUAUGGGCAUGGCGCACUUGGAUGCAUAAUUAAUGAACUAUUUCAUUUUAUUAAAUUUCUUGGUUCCUGCUCUAAACCAUAUGUAUUUAUUGCAUCUGCUGAUAUUGAGAUCCAUCUGCUAUAAUAUAUAGUUUACUUGGGUUCUUAGUUAUUUGUGUAAUUCAUGAAUGAUUGUUAAUGGUGCCACCAACUCUUUUCUUUGUUACCUUAUUCUCAGCAAAAAAAUCCUACCAACUGUUUGUUUGUUAGCGCAUUCUCAGAAAAAUAUCCUCUUAGUUUCUGAGCAAAAUUGUUUGCUGAACUGAAACAAAUAUGAGCAGAUUGCUUCCACAAAGUUAAUUAGUCAAGUACUAGUUGGUUCAUCUGCUAUAAUGUAUAGUUUACUUGAGUUCUUAGUUGCUGGCGUGGUUCGUGAAUGCUUGCUAAUGGUGCCACGACUGUUUUGUCCGUUACUGUAUUAUGAGCAGAUAUUGCAGCUGAUUGUUUGAGCUCUGGUGAUCUUCUUACUGAAUGGCAUGCAAUUUCACCUGACUUGUUUUGAAGAUCUCUCGUCAUUGGUGUCCACAAUGUCGCGGACAACUUGCAGCUGCCCCCCAAAGAAGUGUUUCCAAGGCACUUGUGACUGUUUAAUAGGGAUUGAGUUAUGCUAUUCGGGAUGCAACUGCAGUGGUGACUGCCAGAACGGCUUAUCUCUUGGAACAAUCAACCCGGCUGCUGCCCAAGGUACCACCCCAACGCUUGCCUCUGGCUCUUCUGCUGCCCAAGAUACUGCUCAAACGCAACCGCUUGCCCCGAGCUCUUCUACUGCCCAAGGUAUCGCUCAACCACAUCCACUUGCCCCGAGCUCUUCUACUGCGGCCGUGCCAAAGCCAGAGGCAGUUGGUGGGCGGGUGAAGUGCAACUGCAACUUUACCAAAUGCCUAAACUGCCAAUGCACAUGUUUCAGGGAGGGUUUGAGUUGCAUUAUGGGACGCUGCAAGUGCUAUGACUGCGAGAACAACGAUGAUUGGCUGGCCGACGAGGAUUACGUGGAGUGCGCGUGCAAAACCAAAAACUGCAAAACCGGAGCCUGCGGUUGCAACAAGAAACUGAAAGGGUGUAACCCAAAUUGCACGUGCAUCGGGUGUGAGAAUGGCUACGGGAUGAAAGGGGCUGAUAAGUCCAAUGCUGGACCGGGAGGUACGGGUGGCACAAGUGACGCCGGAGGCUCAGGUUCCAACAAGCAAAUAAGAAUCGGGUGAUGACAGUAGGCUUGAGACAUACCAGAGCAUGAUGCAAGUCACCUUACUUUCUUACCAUCCUCAAGUCACCUCCUGUUGAGAUAUCUCCCACUGUAAAGCACAGCCAGGUUCCUGUAGAUUCCUUGUAAUGGAUGGUUACUCGAAGCAAGCACGGCGAAAACUCCAUGUUCCUCAGCCCUCAGGGGGCUCCAGUGGACCUAGAUUGAUCAGGCUGAUACACUUUAGAACAUAUAUAUACUUCUGAGUCGCAUAAGAAUAGUUGCCGUCAUCGGUUAUGCUGCCCGGAAAUGGGUGCUUCAGUUCGUUCUUAUACAUGCACAGUCUUGCAAAGGAUUUCUCUUAUACUUGAAGAGGAUUCUGGUAGUAUGAAUAUGGUUUGCAACUUUGCA